Molecule: messenger RNA, 2613 nt
Organism: Onychomys torridus (southern grasshopper mouse)
Lineage: Eukaryota; Metazoa; Chordata; Mammalia; Rodentia; Cricetidae
Gene: Qtman
Product: glycosyltransferase like domain containing 1
Exons: 11
Coding region: 215-1585 (456 amino acids)
Molecular function (GO): glycosyltransferase activity
Source: RefSeq, a predicted model, not a curated record
GCAGGCCCUGUGCAUGGUGCUUCAGUCUCUGGAUUCCCUGAUUUGAGGGGAAUGAUUUGAUGGAGACAUCCCACUUAAGGCUGAAUGUUCCAAGAUCUCUUUCUCUCUGUCAUUUUUGGCUGUGGGUCUCUAUUUGUUCCCAUUUUCUGCAAGAUGAAGCUUCUGUAAUGAUGGCUGAACAAGGCACUGAUCUUUUGAAGGUUUGAACAGGCCAAUGAGUGUUCUCAUCAUCGAGGCCUUUUAUGGAGGCUCCCAUCGACAACUGGUAGAGCUGCUCCAAGAAGAAUUAGGCAAUUGUGUCCUCUAUACCCUUCCUGCAAAGAAAUGGCAUUGGAGAGCACGGACAGCAGCUUUAUACUUCUCACAGAGUAUUCCCAGCAGCGAGCACUACAGGACCCUUUUUGCAAGCUCAGUACUUAACCUGACUGAACUGGCUGCCCUUCGGCCUGAUCUGGGCAAACUGAAGAAGAUCUUGUAUUUCCAUGAAAACCAGUUGGUAUAUCCUGUCAAGAAAUAUCAAGAGAGGGAUUUUCAGUAUGGAUACAACCAAAUUCUCUCAUGUUUGGUGGCUGAUGUGGUGGUAUUCAAUUCCUUUUUUAAUAUGGAAUCGUUCCUUACUUCCAUUGGAAAAUUCCUGAAGCUGAUUCCUGAUCAUAGACCUAAGGAUCUGGAAAGCAUAAUCAGACCCAAGUGUCAGGUUAUUUAUUUUCCCAUCAGGUUUCCUGAUGUAAGCAGAUUCAUGCCCAAGCACAAAAUAGCCCACUUAAGGAAGAUGCUCGGCCUUAGUGGAAAUGGUGUUGCAGCUUUGCCAGUGAUGCUUCCUUCCCAACCAGAGCAGAGGGAUUCUAAGAAGUUAUCAGGGAAUGUGAAAUCCAAGUCUGAUGAACACCCCGGUAUUGAUGCUGGACAAGAAACCCUGGACAACCCAUCAACCCAGAAAUCAGACUUGGAGAAGUCCAGCCUGUCAGAAGAUAACUCAGGUUCUCUUCCUGUGAGCAAAACUCUAGCUCUUGCUCCCAGCAACCUUUUGUGUGGAGAUGAUGAUCAGCCAAGACCACUGCACAUCACCUGGCCUCACAGAUGGGAACAUGACAAAGAUCCAGAGAGUUUUUUUAAGGUAUUACUGCAUCUAAAGAACUUAGGACUCAAUUUCCACGUCUCUGUCCUUGGAGAAACUUUUACAGAUGUCCCAGAUAUAUUUUCAGAAGCCAAAAAGGCACUGGGAUCUUCAGUCUUACACUGGGGCUACUUACCCUGUAAAGAAGACUAUUUCCGAGCACUGUGCAUGGCUGAUGUUGUCAUCUCAACAGCUAAGCAUGAAUUCUUUGGAGUAGCAAUGUUGGAAGCUGUGUACUGUGGCUGCUACCCACUUUGUCCCAAAGACUUGGUUUAUCCUGAAAUAUUUCCAGCUGAGUAUCUGUAUUCCACACCUGAACAGCUUUCAAAAAGGCUCCAGAGUUUCUGCAAGAGACCAGAUAUUAUAAGAAAACAUCUUUAUAAGGGUGAAGUGGCUCCAUUUUCUUGGGCAGCCCUACAUGGUAAAUUCAGGUCUCUGCUCACAACAGAACCCAGGGAAGAUUUGUGACAGAUGGGGCUAAGUCACAAACUUGCAGCCUAAGGCAGAAUCUGAAGAACUUUCCAGAGUGUGCCCAUAUUUACCUGAUCAGAGAGAAAAGAAAAUCUGCAGAGGAAGCCGAGCCUGGCUGCUUGUCAUAGCUGACACAGAGCCAUCUGCCACAAACCUGUGGCGGCUUCAGAUCUCCAAUCCCUGCCACCACCCCAACUCAAAUUAAAUACAGAUUCCUAGAGACGUUAUGAUGGUUACACAUGUCCUCGGCAUCACAUGUAGGAGACUGUUCAAAAAAAAUAUGUGGCCUGUUGUAUAACCGCACUCAUGUAUCCCAUAUGUGGUGCCACAUUGAAUUUCCGGUUGAAUCCGUUUUUAUCCUUUGUACUGGAUGACAUGGUGCCUGAAUUCUUUCUUUCUGCCGACACGAUGGCAGCCAAACUGCAGCUUCAAACACUCACACUUGGCUGAGUUUCUACCUGGGUUGCCAGGUUAUCAUCCGAGCCUUCUUGUGUCCUCAAAGGGCCACGGGGCCUAGAAAGAGGAUCAGAAUGCUACUGAACUAAUUGGGCAGCCAUCUCAAAGCUGCUGUAGGCAAAGGGCUGCCUUAGCACUUUUCUUUUAGCAAAUUAAUGACUCUCUGGCACAGGAGUUUUUAAGUGAAGGUAUUAAUAAGGGGUCUGGCAGGUAUUCCCAUGAUUCACAGAGUUUCAUUUGCAUUUAAUUAAUCUUAAAGAAACUUGCAAGAUAAACAGCUGUAAUUCGGACAAACAUGGACGCUACAGUGAGUGAAGUCCUCCCAUCCAUAAAAUGAACACAAGAUACUUGUUUUAAUUUUUUUUUCCUAUGGGUAAAAAAUAGAGAAAUCAAAAUGCUUCUAACAAAACCAUAAUUUGGUACAAAUAUUCUUCAAAAUAUUUGCAUCCAACUACACAUAUACUCUUUCUGAGAUUAGUCACUUAUAAUUCUUGUAAUCAUGCUGCUCUGUUUGUUGGUGUAAAGAUAUUUUAAAUGGCUGGAUUGUGAAAUAAAUUUUUAAUAAACUG